Malaclemys terrapin pileata is the source of this 1934-nucleotide messenger RNA. It is a transcript of the gene STYX, whose product is annotated as serine/threonine/tyrosine interacting protein. Gene Ontology annotation, molecular function: F-box domain binding; protein tyrosine/serine/threonine phosphatase activity. Gene Ontology annotation, biological process: regulation of ERK1 and ERK2 cascade; protein dephosphorylation; negative regulation of protein binding. Gene Ontology annotation, cellular component: cytoplasm; nucleoplasm. The record is from RefSeq and is a predicted model, not a curated record. The transcript is spliced from 11 exons. The coding region runs from base 131 to 802 and encodes 223 amino acids. Lineage: Eukaryota; Metazoa; Chordata; Testudines; Emydidae.
GGAGGGAAGCAGCAUGGCGGCCGGGUGCGAGCCGCUGAGCGCGCCGCCGCCUUCCCCUCCUGCCGCGCCCGUGGCGGGGCCCGCGGGCCCGUUGCCCGAGUAGCCAGCGCCGCCCGGAGCUCGCCCGGCCAUGGAGCUCGCCCGCCCGGCCUUCCCGGCGCUGCCGCAGGCCAAGGAGGACUCCGAGGAUUGGACCUAUCCCAUGAGACGAGAGAUGCAGGAAAUUUUACCUGGGUUAUUUUUAGGCCCAUAUUCUUCAGCUAUGAAAAGCAAGCUACCUAUACUUCAGAAACAUGGAAUAACCCAUGUAAUAUGCAUACGGCAAAAUAUUGAAGCAAAUUUUAUUAAACCAAACUUCCAACAGUUAUUUAGGUAUUUAGUCUUGGAUAUUGCAGAUAAUCCAGUUGAAAAUAUAAUACGAUUUUUCCCUAUGACGAAAGAAUUUAUUGAUGGAAGUUUACAAACUGGAGGAAAAGUUCUUGUCCAUGGAAAUGCAGGGAUUUCUAGAAGUGCUGCCUUAGUUAUUGCAUACAUUAUGGAAACAUUUGGGGUGAAGUACAGGGAUGCAUUUACUUACGUUCAAGAAAGAAGAUUCUGUAUUAAUCCUAAUGCUGGAUUUGUCCAUCAACUUCAGGAAUAUGAAGCCAUCUAUCUAGCAAAAUUAACUAUCCAGAUGAUGUCACCACUGCAGCUGGAGAGAUCACUCUCUGUUCCACCUGGUACUACAGGAAGUUUGAAGCGAACACAUGAGGAUGAGGACGAAUUUGGAAAUAUGCAAGUGGCAGCAGCACAGAAUGGGUGAUGUAGGGCACCACUAUUCAUAGAGAUUGUGAAUUCCUGCACGUGGAAGUGAAGAAAACUAGAAAAGAUAAAUUAACACAAAACAAUGAACACACCCGAGCUUCUUUUCAAAUACAUGUUGCUUCCAGAUGUAAAUCUGCCUCUGCAACACACUAAGCAACAUUUUAAUAUGUUGGACUUCUUGAAUGAAUAGAUGGCACUGAUUGUUUUACUCCUUUUUUACACUUUACAGUUUUAUUCUAUACCAAGAUUUUUGGACUUGCAAAGAGGUAUUAUUGCAAUAAUGCACUUUUCAUACUUGAAAUUUCUUUAUUUGUAUGAUAUAAAGUUAUUACUUUAAACAAAAUGCAAGCUGGGGGGAUUUGUUUAUAAAGUUAUUUGUGUAAUUUAUAACAAGAGACUUUAGUAAAGAAAAGUUUGCUAAAAUUCACUGUGUUCUAAGUAUAUAUUGCAACUUAGUAACUCCACUUUUGGAAACAUACAAAAAGUGGAAAUAGAUCCUGUUUUUACAAACGUCCAUAUACCUUCUGCUGUUAGCAGUUGAAACCUCCCCAAUUAUCUGAACAGCAUUGACUCACUAUCUUCACAAUAAAACCCCAUUAUGUAUCCAUUUAUCUUCAAAUACACUGGCUACACUCUUGUUAGUCUUUGAGAAGAGGAAAUACUGAUCUAGAAACCUCCAUUAGUAUGAUGCAAGCUAAUCUAAUAACUGUAUCUGGUUAGAGUAAAUUAUUAAAUAAAAGGGUCAUGUGUUAAACUAACCAACGGGGAAACCACCAUCUCAACUUGAUGUAUACUAGGACUGAAAUCUUUCUAUUAGCAAGCAGGAAUCAGUAAGUUUCAGACUAAGGUUUUGGCAAACUUAGUUGUUAAGUCAGGCAAUAGUUGGUGUAACAAAUCAAAAAUAGAACCAUUGCCUACCAACUCAUUUCCAAUGCCUUUCCCGUGUAUUGUAUCAAACAAGGGAACCAUGGGACAAGUAGCGGUGAAAGCAUACUGCAAGACCGUAGCCUGGCUGACUGAAUGGAGGAACACUGACAUUUCACUCAAACACCAGCGAGUGUCUCUGCCAUUGAAGAUAAGAUCUAUGCACCUCCAAAAGGUUAAAAUUAAUAAAUUCUGUUUAAAAAACA